Molecule: messenger RNA, 1381 nt
Organism: Suillus discolor
Lineage: Eukaryota; Fungi; Basidiomycota; Agaricomycetes; Boletales; Suillaceae
Product: actin
Exons: 10
Coding region: 47-1174 (375 amino acids)
Source: RefSeq, a predicted model, not a curated record
CUUAGAACCUCCAUCACCCACCAGUCUACUACACAACUAAUUCACCAUGGAAGAAGAAGUAGCUGCCCUCGUUAUCGACAAUGGAUCCGGAAUGUGCAAGGCUGGCUUUGCUGGUGACGAUGCUCCCCGCGCCGUCUUCCCCUCCAUAGUUGGUCGCCCGCGUCACCAGGGUGUCAUGGUCGGCAUGGGUCAGAAGGACUCUUAUGUUGGUGAUGAGGCUCAGUCCAAACGUGGUAUCUUGACCCUCAAGUACCCCAUUGAGCACGGUAUUGUUACGAACUGGGAUGACAUGGAGAAGAUCUGGCAUCACACAUUCUAUAAUGAGCUUCGUGUGGCCCCGGAGGAGCACCCCGUCUUACUCACUGAGGCUCCCCUCAACCCUAAAGCUAACCGUGAAAAGAUGACCCAAAUCAUGUUCGAGACAUUUAAUGCACCUGCAUUCUAUGUCGCCAUUCAAGCCGUCUUGUCGUUGUACGCAUCUGGUCGUACCACCGGUAUCGUCAUGGACUCCGGUGACGGUGUCACCCACACGGUUCCUAUCUACGAAGGUUUUGCUCUGCCUCAUGCUAUCCUUCGUCUCGACCUUGCUGGUCGUGAUCUUACCGACUAUCUGAUCAAAAACUUGAUUGAGCGCGGUUACUCAUUCACGACGACUGCAGAGCGUGAAAUCGUCCGUGACAUCAAGGAGAAGUUGUGUUACGUCGCUCUCGAUUUCGAGCAGGAGAUGCAGACUGCCGCCCAGUCAUCAGCUCUUGAGAAGAGCUACGAGCUGCCCGAUGGUCAGGUCAUCACCAUCGGAAACGAGCGGUUCCGUGCACCUGAAGCUCUCUUCCAGCCUGCAUUCCUUGGUCUCGAAGCUGCCGGUAUCCAUGAGACUACGUACAACUCCAUCUUCAAGUGCGAUCUUGAUAUUCGUCGCGACUUGUAUGGUAAUGUUGUGUUGUCGGGUGGUACUACCAUGUUCCCUGGUAUUGCCGACCGUAUGCAGAAGGAGUUGACAUCACUCUCGCCUUCGAGCAUGAAGGUCAAGAUCGUCGCUCCACCUGAACGGAAAUACUCUGUCUGGAUCGGUGGCUCCAUCCUGGCUUCGUUGUCCACUUUCCAGAACUUGUGGUGUUCAAAGCAGGAGUAUGACGAGUCAGGUCCUGGUAUCGUUCAUCGCAAGUGCUUCUAAAUGUAAUGAAAGAAGUAACCGCGUGUACGAUGUACUAGAAUCACAUUGCUAUUCAUUUCUAGUAACACAGAUGUCAAUCGCCGGAGGAGUUCUAUUGGAAGAUACGAUACGUAUUUGGAGAAAAUUGUUUAUCCGUUCUGCAGACAAUAGUGAAUUUCGUAAUAAAAGUGGAAGUUGAAUAUGAAUCAUGAUUUGAAUGACGUAGUA